AUGGCCAAAAAGAAGGAGCCGAAGCCGGUGGUGGACCAGGUCAUGCAAUGGCUGGCGGUGCUUUCUGGGGUCCUCGGGCUGAUUUGCUUGGUGCCAAAGGUUCCGUACCGCUAUGCGGAAGUCUUUACGGGAUACCACCAGAGGUUCCCUUUGGCCAGACAGUAUUCUCUUUUCGGAGCCACUGACAAGUUCGGCAAGACCGUCUCCUGGUUCAGAAUGCAGAAGGAGACUUGCCGGAUGAAGGAUGAAUUGGCAAAAUCGAAUCCCUUGCUGGCUGUAGCAGGUGGUCUUGCCGCCAAGAAGUCUGGCGUUGGCGGAGCCGCUGCUGGUUGCAUGUACUGGGACCUUUGCAAGGCGCAAUUGACGGUCCGCUGUAUGGAAUAUGCCACCAUGAGCAUCAUGAGUAUCCUGGCCAUGCUGCUGCAGCUCAUUGGAGUUGGUGCGCUGCUUUGUGUACCGAUGAUGCUGAACGGAGAAGAUGCGGCUGGAAAGGAGAAGAAGGGUUCCAAAAAGGAAAAGGCGAAGAAAGCUGCGAUCAUGGGCACCAUGAACUGUGCGAUUGCUGGAGGUGUGCCAGUGCCUUAG
Molecule: messenger RNA, 585 nt
Organism: Durusdinium trenchii
Lineage: Eukaryota; Dinophyceae; Suessiales; Symbiodiniaceae
Source: the annotation of a GenBank genome assembly